Rhizoctonia solani is the source of this 1506-nucleotide messenger RNA. Its product is annotated as alpha/beta hydrolase family protein. The record is from RefSeq and is a predicted model, not a curated record. Gene Ontology annotation, molecular function: L-serine O-acetyltransferase activity; homoserine O-acetyltransferase activity. The transcript has 3 exons. Bases 1 to 1506 code for a protein of 501 amino acids. Gene Ontology annotation, biological process: L-homoserine metabolic process. Lineage: Eukaryota; Fungi; Basidiomycota; Agaricomycetes; Cantharellales; Ceratobasidiaceae.
AUGACUUCCAUAGUGUCUCGUUCCAUAGCUCGCACACUUACCUCUGGAUCGCAACGGCUACCCUCUGCUUCAAAUGUCCCAGUAACAGUACCCAGGUCCGAGCUUACUUUGAACAUCAAGCGCGGAGUAUCUUCCAAUGUCGGAGGAAAGCGCCCAGCAUCGCAUGCAGCAGUAACAACUCCUAGACCAGAGCCACGUUUCCCGUGUGUCGACGCCCAUGCAGCCCGACAGAUGCGACUUACUCCUCAACCAAUUACAGAUCCCUCUUCGACAGGUCCCGAACCAGCCUACGGUCGCCCAAAACCUACAUCAUACCAUACAUAUCAUAGCAGCGAGCCUUUGCAUCUUGUCUACGGCGACGUCCUCCCUCAAUUCGAUAUUGCCUAUGAAACAUGGGGAGAACUCAACUCUGUCCGUGAUAAUGCCAUUCUUCUGCACACUGGCCUUAGCGCAUCGUCUCAUGCUGCGUCAACGAAUAUAAACCCUGCUGAAGGAUGGUGGGAGAAAUUCGUCGGGCCUGGCAAAGCCAUCGACACCAACCGGUACUUUGUAAUCUGUACGAACGUGCUCGGAGGGUGCUAUGGGUCUACUGGCCCCUCUUCUCCAGAUCCUGUACGCACAGAUGCACCCUACGCAGCACGUUUCCCACUUCUCAGUAUCCUUGAUAUGGUUCGGGCGCAAUACCGACUGUUGGACCACCUCGGCAUUCACAAACUUUACGCAAGCGUCGGCAGCUCAAUGGGAGCCAUGUCAAGUCUUGCAACUGCGUGGACCCACCCGGAAAGAGUCGGGCGAGUUGUGAGCAUCAGUGGAACUGCACGGAGCAGCCCUGGGAGUGUUGCAAUGCGUUACGCCCAACGGAGCGUACUCAUGGCCGACCCCAAUUGGAAUAAUGGCUCGUAUUAUGACGGUCUGCCCCCACAUACAGGAAUGAAGCUUGCAAGACAGAUAGCUACCAUUACCUAUCGAUCUGGACCCGAGUGGGAUCAGCGAUUCGGCCGAAACUUAAGGAGGUUGAGUGAAGGCGAGCAGGCGCAACUAGAGUCAACGGGCCAGAAACGCCGACCCGCUUUAUGUCCCGAUUUUUUGAUUGAGACAUAUCUGGACCAUCAGGGCGAACAAUUUUGUCUGAAAUACGACGCAAACUCGUUCUUGUACAUAUCAAAGGCUAUGGAUCUUUUCGAUAUGACCCAGUCCAACCUACGUGCUCUUGAACUUGACAUCCCCCCCACUCCUCCCUCUCCAACUUCCGUUUCUCCUAGUGGCCCUUCUCCUACAUCGACAAAAGCUCACCUGCACCUCUCUCCUCCGCCUUCUUAUCUCUCCGACUUGGCCGCUGGACUUAGCCCCCUUUCUCAAACGCCUACCCUUGUCUUGGGCGUGCAGAGUGACAUACUCUUCCCGUUGAACAGCAACGCGAAAUGGCCGACGCAUUACGAAUGGCUGGAAAUAGCUCCGUGGUGUACUACGAACUUGGAGGGGUAUGGGGGCAUGACACAUUCUUGA